CAUAGGAGUAAACUGCAUUAGCAAGGUCGAAAGUAGGACAAUAACGUAGACUUUGUACUUUAUGCGUGUCCAAAGGUCUUGUUUUCCUGACUACGGUCUCUUGCCUUUUGGAAACAUCACGGGACAAUAGCAGCAGAGUGCUUUGCAUGUCCUAAGCGGUAUUUUCGUGCGUGCAGUGUUAGCAUUUAGCUUGCUUAGCAGUCAUCAUGGCUAUAGUGGGGCUGAGAGCUUCUUACCACAGAAUCCUCGACAGGAUCGAGCAUAUGCUACCGGCUAAACUGAGACCCGUUUAUAACCACCCUGCAGGUCCAAAGACUGUUUUCUUCUGGGCACCAAUGUUUAAAUGGGGUCUGGUCAUAGCUGGCUUAGCAGACAUGACACGUCCAGCAGAUAAACUCAGUACCUCCCAAUCUGCUGUGUUGACUGCCACAGGACUUAUUUGGUCCAGGUAUUCUUUGGUUAUUAUACCCAAGAACUGGAAUCUCUUUGCUGUAAACUUCUUUGUUGGAGGUGCAGGAGGAUCACAGCUCUUCAGAAUAUGGAAGUGA
This is a messenger RNA of Sinocyclocheilus rhinocerous, 548 nucleotides long. RefSeq names its product mitochondrial pyruvate carrier 2-like. Bases 207 to 548 code for a protein of 113 amino acids. The record is from RefSeq and is a predicted model, not a curated record. Gene Ontology annotation, biological process: pyruvate import into mitochondria. The transcript is spliced from 4 exons. NCBI's taxonomy places the organism in Eukaryota, Metazoa, Chordata, Actinopteri, Cypriniformes, Cyprinidae. Gene Ontology annotation, cellular component: mitochondrial inner membrane.